Bacidia gigantensis is the source of this 2034-nucleotide messenger RNA. RefSeq lists its product as uncharacterized. Gene Ontology annotation, molecular function: phosphatase activity. The record is from RefSeq and is a predicted model, not a curated record. Gene Ontology annotation, biological process: dephosphorylation. NCBI's taxonomy places the organism in Eukaryota, Fungi, Ascomycota, Lecanoromycetes, Lecanorales, Ramalinaceae. The transcript is spliced from 2 exons. Bases 1 to 2034 code for a protein of 677 amino acids.
AUGGUUGGGGUGAGACAAAAUCGCAGUAUUCAAGAUGAGAAAUUGCUGCUCGCAAUUUUCAACACUUCAGCUGCUGCACAAUCAGACUCGCAACCUUCAUCAAGGCCUCGGAGUAGACAGUCUUCGAGAUCAGACGAAGGAGAGGAGUCAAUUCCCUUUUCAAGUGUGAAUCCGCCUUUUGGAGACGUUGAAGCGUUGGAAGAUGAAGUCAUUGCGAGAUCGGGGAGUGGUGACUCGGAUGAUGGUCCAAAAAUUUAUGGUGCUCAGCAACACAAUCUGAUCGUUGAUGCGAGACCAACAGUCAACGCUUUUGCUAUGCAAGCGAUUGGUCUCGGAUCGGAAAAUAUGGAUAAUUACAAGUUCGCAACGAAGAUCUAUCUUGGUAUCGAUAAUAUACAUGUCAUGAGAGAUUCGUUAAAUAAGGUCAUUGAUACGCUGAAAGACUCAGAUAUCACUCCUCUGCCUCCGAAUCGAGAAGCUUUAGCAAAAAGCAGUUGGCUAAAGCACAUUGGUCGUGUGCUAGAUGGUGUUGGCAUUAUUACAAGACAGGUCGGUUUGCAACAUUCUCAUGUUCUUAUUCACUGCUCCGAUGGCUGGGAUCGAACGAGCCAGCUCAGUGCGCUCAGCCAACUGUGUCUUGAUCCUUACUACCGAACUCUGGAAGGUUUCAUUGUUCUGGUCGAAAAGGACUGGCUUUCCUUCGGCCAUCAGUAUGAGCGCCGAUCAGGUUUCCUGUCGAGCGAGAAAUGGUUCAACAUCGAGAAUGAAAGGAUUGGAGGUGAUAUUAACAGUAAGCCGAGCUUCGUCGCACAGACUAGCGGAGCUGGGAAUGCACUGGAGAAUGCUCUGCUUAGUGCAAAAGGUUUUUUUAAUAAGGACAACAAUAGCAGAGACUCUCUUGGCAAUUCCGAGGGUGAGCUGCAAGAAGCUGGAGAUCUCACUCCGAAGAAGGGUUCCACCCCCUCAAAAGAUUCAAAGGAAGAGAAGAGCACUACCAAGGUGAAAGAAACAAGUCCGAUAUUUCACCAAUUCCUUGACGCCACGUAUCAGCUACUUCAACAACACCCUACCCGCUUCGAAUUCAGCGAGCGUUUCCUUCGCCGGCUUCUCUACCAUCUGUAUUCGUGUCAGUAUGGCACUUUCCUCUACAAUAACGAAAAGGAGCGCAUAGAUUCCCGCGUACAAGAGAGAACCCGCAGCGUGUGGGAUUAUUUCCUAGCCCGCAAAUCGCAAUUUCUCAACGAAAAAUAUGAUGGAACCAUCAACGACCAUGUUCGAGGGCAGGAACGACUCAUUCUGCCUACACCUAGGAAGUUAAGGUGGUGGAGCGAGCUCUUUGGUCGGACUGACGCCGAGAUGAAUGGGCCAGAAACUACCGCCAAGUCGGCUACGGAUACGAAUGGUUCAGCUCAGCCAACAGUCUUGACUGGCGUGGAGACCGCUGGUACCUCGCUUGGGGCAGGUGCGCCAGGGCAUGCUCUACCUAAUGGCGAUGCAAAUGGUGUGGCCAAGCUGGCCGCAGAUCUUGGAGGCCUCGGGGUCGAAGACACGAGGCCAGAUAAGGACGCAAAGCAAGCGAUGGAGAUGGAAAUGCAUACACUCGAUGGGAAAACUGACUGCGAUCAUCCCACAAACGAGACUUUUGAUGCUCCUGCACCGAGUGGGCUGAAUACGGUCUACCCGAUUGGCGCACCCACUGGAGCUGCUCCAAGCUCCACCACUGCUACUGUUACUUCUGGUGCGCCUUCGACUCCAACAACAAGUGAUUUGAAACAAGAUGGGGAUGGGAGUGCUAGUGGAAGUAUUGGUGGUGGUAUUGAGGCAAAUGGUGGGAAAGGGGGAAAGGCUAUGAGCACUUCCGACAUCCUAGCCGUGAGCAUAAGUCUCGCAGGCACGUUGGCCACGGUUGUGGGGGCGUAUUUCACGUAUGCGGCGUGGAAGGGCGUGCAGAGAAGGAGAAGGGUGAGGAGGGCGAGUGAGAGGAGGAUGGAGGAGUGGUUGAGACUACGGGGGAGGGAAAGUGGGGAUGGAUAA